This is a messenger RNA of Anopheles arabiensis, 748 nucleotides long. RefSeq lists its product as uncharacterized. NCBI's taxonomy places the organism in Eukaryota, Metazoa, Arthropoda, Insecta, Diptera, Culicidae. The record is from RefSeq and is a predicted model, not a curated record. The coding region runs from base 59 to 625 and encodes 188 amino acids. The transcript is spliced from 3 exons.
CAUCGCACACUGAAUUAAAUUGCAGUUCCGUGCGGUGCAUCACACAGCAGGAAGUAAAAUGAGUUCGCUGAAAGGAAUAACAAUAAUUGUAUUCGCGCUGUUUGUUGGAGCAUCGGCGAGUAACUCGUUCAAUAUUAUCAGAGACUGCAAGCAGUACAACGGUGCGAUAGACUAUAAUGGUCCGGUAAGUUACUUCCCAACGGCCAACUUGCAACACGUACGCCGCACAGAUCGCUCGAAGGUGUUCAAAUUUGCUGUACUUGGCCCAAUGGAUGGACAUUUGCGGUUUGGAAGGUCGCAAUUUCCAUACGAUAGCAAUGUGAUUGAGAUUGUGCUAGGAGGAUGGCGAAACAGCAAAAGUGCUGGAAGGCGCCAGUAUCGAACGGCUGGUAACCGAGCAACGAACAAUGUGCUCGUCGAAGUUCAAACUCCCAAUCUGUUGUCUCCGUUUCAUCCGCUAAUGUUUGUGCUGGAAGUGUUCAACGAGGGACGGGUGGAGGUACGGAUCGAUGGCCAGCCGCAACCGUUCCUGUCGUUCCAAGAUAGCAGCCGAAUCCCCGCUAAUUAUAUGGCGUUUAACAGGUGGGAAAGGGAAUUGAUCUACUUCUACGAUUGUCCUUUUUAGAGCGGAAAGGAUCCUGGAAACCAAAACAAUUAUAAAUAAAAAAUAAAACAAAAUAAAAUCAAUGAGCUGAAUGGGCUGGUCUCGUCAUGGGCUCAAGGCCCGAAUGGCAGGUCUAGGACCGAA